AUGCAAUUUUCAAUUAUUGUAUUGUUCAUAUGUUUUACUAUAAUUCAAAGUCAACCUACUCCACCUGUAUGGCCAAAUUAUUUUACUUAUCAAUGGACAAUGGCACAUGUAUAUGAUGAUAUUCAAUUACCUCCUUAUGAUUCCAUUCCAACAGUAAAUACAACUGUAGGUCGUGGCCGAACUUAUUAUGAUUGGUCAAUACGAUCUAUGAUUGAAUAUUAUUAUGAUAUAUGUAUUCCAAUUUUUGAAUCAACUAGUAAUAAUUUUACAUGUAAUUUUUUAAAUACUAAUGGAACAGCUUUUCUUGUUGUAACUGAUCCUCGAGCAACUGGUCGACCACCAUGUUGUAUUUUUGGAAAACCAUGGAGUCCUCCAGCACCAGAUUUUAUAGAAACAGCUGCUGGAGUUAAAUAUAAUGGUACAGGUGUUUAUUAUAAACGACCAGUUCUUUGGUGGGUUCUUGAUGAUCCAGAAGAUCCAGCUGGUCCAUUUGGUUAUUCAUUUUUUGAAGAUACAUGUCGAUCAUCGAAUGAUACUGCUGGAAAUAAGACGUGUACACCAUCACAAUUCUUUUUUCGUGCAACAACUGGUUUUGCUAGUCAAUUUUUUGAUAAUUAUAUUGUUGAAAAACCUGAUCCUAGUGUUUUUUCUAUACCAGAAUCAUGCAAUAAUGCUAAGGAAUGUGAUGUUUAG
This is a messenger RNA of Adineta steineri, 693 nucleotides long. Lineage: Eukaryota; Metazoa; Rotifera; Eurotatoria; Adinetida; Adinetidae. The record is from the annotation of a GenBank genome assembly.